Papaver somniferum (opium poppy) is the source of this 503-nucleotide messenger RNA. Its product is annotated as histone H4. Gene Ontology annotation, biological process: nucleosome assembly. The coding region runs from base 44 to 355 and encodes 103 amino acids. The transcript has a single exon. The record is from RefSeq and is a predicted model, not a curated record. Gene Ontology annotation, cellular component: nucleosome. Gene Ontology annotation, molecular function: protein heterodimerization activity; DNA binding; structural constituent of chromatin. Lineage: Eukaryota; Viridiplantae; Streptophyta; Magnoliopsida; Ranunculales; Papaveraceae.
UCAAAAUCAAGCAGAGAAAGAGAGAAAUUUGUGUAGAGAGAAAAUGUCAGGAAGAGGAAAAGGAGGCAAGGGUUUGGGAAAGGGAGGAGCAAAGAGGCACAGAAAAGUAUUGAGAGAUAAUAUCCAGGGAAUCACUAAACCAGCAAUCAGAAGAUUAGCUAGAAGAGGUGGUGUUAAACGUAUCAGUGGUUUGAUUUAUGAAGAGACUCGUGGUGUUCUUAAGAUCUUCCUUGAGAAUGUGAUUCGUGAUGCUGUUACUUACACUGAACAUGCAAGGAGAAAGACCGUCACUGCAAUGGAUGUUGUCUAUGCUCUCAAGAGACAAGGAAGAACCCUCUAUGGAUUUGGGGGUUAGGGUUUUCAAUUUCAAGUUGCCUGUUCUGUAAAAGAAUGUUAAGAAUAGGUUUUAAUUUGUCCUUUUUGGGUUUCAAAUGUACUUGGAGAUUAGGAGUGUAAUAGUUGAAUAUCAAUUAGAAAUUUGAAAUCUACCCGUUUCUGACUAA